Molecule: messenger RNA, 867 nt
Organism: Gaeumannomyces tritici R3-111a-1
Lineage: Eukaryota; Fungi; Ascomycota; Sordariomycetes; Magnaporthales; Magnaporthaceae
Exons: 1
Coding region: 1-867 (288 amino acids)
Biological process (GO): methylation
Cellular component (GO): eRF1 methyltransferase complex
Molecular function (GO): S-adenosylmethionine-dependent methyltransferase activity; nucleic acid binding; protein methyltransferase activity
Source: RefSeq, a predicted model, not a curated record
AUGCUCCCAACCCCAUCAACCUCGCACGUCGACUACGGACGCAUCUACGAGCCGGCCGAGGACUCCUUCCUGUUCCUCGACACGCUCGCGUCCCCUACCGAGUCGGCUUUUCUCACCUCCCGAUUCGGCGGCGACGACGAGGACGCGCCGGCGCCGCUCGUGGUCGAGAUCGGCACUGGCUCGGGCGUCGUCAUCGCCUUCGUGGCGGCGCAGGCGCGGCGCAUCCUGGGCACGCGGUGCGCGCUGACGGCGGGCGUCGACGCAAACGCCUUUGCGUGCGCCGCCACUGCCGAGACGGUGCGGCUGGCCACCACCACUGAAGCAGCGGCCGGCGCCGGAGGAGGAGGAGGAGGAGGAGGAGGAGGAGGAGGAGGAGGAGCGACCGCGGGGCUAUACCUGGGCUCGACGCGCGCGGACCUGGCGUCGGCGCUGCGCCCGGGGUGCGUCGACGUGCUGCUGUUCAACCCGCCGUAUGUGCCGACGCCCGACGCGCCGCCGCGGCCUGGCGGGGAGGAGGAGGAGGAGGAGGGGAAGGGGGAGGGGGAAGGUGGGGGUGGUGGUGGUGACUUGUUCGCGCGCGACUCGUACCUGCUCGAGCUGUCGUACGCGGGCGGCAGGGACGGCAUGGAGACGACGGACCGGCUGCUGGGCGAGCUGCCGGCGCUGCUGUCGCCGCGGGGCUGCGCGUACGUGCUGCUGUGCCGGCAGAACAGGCCCGACGAGGUGGCGGCCCGGGUGCGGGGCUUCGGGCCCGAGUGGCGCGUCGUCAAGGCCGGGGACAGCGGGAGGCAGGCCGGCUGGGAGAAGCUGCAGAUCAUCAGGAUAUGGAGGGAGUGGGAGGGGCGGGGGGAGGGCGACGGUCGGUAG